AUGCAUGCACCAUGUUGGACAUGCCGCAGUCGCACUAUCCAAUGUGACCAAACCAGCAUCCCUUGCGCUAAGUGCGAGAAAGCUGGGCUGGAAUGCUUUGAAAAAAGACCGCUACGAUGGGUCGAAGGUGUGGCAAUUCGGGGUAAAAUGCGCGGUCGUGUUCUUGGAGGGGAUCCUAAGGACUCUGGUAAAAAUCCAGUUGCGCAGCUAAAGCGGAAACAAAUCUUACACUCCUGCGCUAAGUCUUUGGCAACCAAUAUUACUCCCCCGUUCGCAUUACAAGACCCUUGCAUACACGAUCUCGAUUGGUCAUCGAGAUUCUACCUUGAUUAUUGUGGGUUUAUAGAGACAUUAAUGUUCCCGUGGACAAAAGAUAACGUACGCAUCGCCAAGUUGUACAUUCUAUAUGACAGUGAGAGGAACCCGUUUAGGACUUUACUCACUUACGCUAUGGAUGAUUUAAUCUUGCGAAAAUGUAUAAUUGCUGUUGCGGCACGACACUUCGCCAAUACAGGCCGGUCAUUCGAUCAGGCCGAUGACGCUUUAUCCCCUCGGUUUGUCAAUGCCAAUUUGGAUGCACUCAAUUUCAAAAAGCAAACUAUCAAGGCAUUGUCAUUGUCAUUGUCAAUGUCCCACCUGGAGCGUUUUCACAAGGACAAGAUAAUGGCAACUAUUCUCCUUCUAAUUUUCCUUGAUCUCCUCGAGUCUGGCAUCGACGGUUGGAAAUAUCAUCUCCAUGGUGCAGAAGGCCUCGUCAAUCUUUCUCACUCGCUGCUGAAACCUGGUGUCAGUGAAUAUGUCAACAGCGACCCUGGAGAGACAGUAGAGGAGACAAGGCGAUUUAUCGCCCGACAGUUUUCGCUUAGUAUCUCAACCAUCGGAGGUGCACUUUCGGAUUCGAAGUCAAGGCCUGAGUUAUGUAUCAAUUUUGAUGAAAGCAGGUAUCAAGAGUCCAUGAUUAGAAGCUUUCUGGGAUGUCCUGGAUUCCUUCUGGGAGCUAUCCGUUACUUCUCCAACCAAAGAUACAUGAUUGAGAACUUAUACAUACACGGUGAUAUCUCGCUUCACGAGCAGAUACGAAAUACUCUGACCAUGCUUGAGCUGACAGUAAACUUUGAUUGUCUGAAAUGGGCGUCAGAUUCCGUGCAACCAAUAGCUUCCUCGACAGUGGAGAUUCAGAAGCUUUUUUUGCUAUCUCAAGCAUACAGAACUGCCACGGUGCUCUAUGGAAACCGAGUCCUUUGUGCUUUCAAGACAUCAACCAGGACCAUAGCAUUUGACAACAAAGAGUUAGUGUCACGAUUACUUGACGUGAUCGACUCUCUCAAAUGCGACGCGGCUUUGUUCAAGUGCCUACUGUGGCCGACCUUCAUUGCCGGUCUUGAAUGCCAGUCUCAUAGCGAGCAAAAGCUGGUCAUUAAAUCUCUAAAGAUGCUUUGGAAUCUGACCUGUUGUUUGAAUGUGAUAAACGCUUCAAGAAUUUUGCAUGACUAUUGGAAGCGAAAGCAUUUCGAUAGCAAUCUGGCGCCAGAGGAAUCUGAAUUUCAUGUGAUAGAACAAGGCUGGCUGCUAAUUUGA
Penicillium robsamsonii is the source of this 1578-nucleotide messenger RNA. Its product is annotated as Zn(II)2Cys6 transcription factor. The coding region runs from base 1 to 1578 and encodes 525 amino acids. The record is from RefSeq and is a predicted model, not a curated record. Gene Ontology annotation, biological process: positive regulation of transcription by RNA polymerase II. Gene Ontology annotation, molecular function: zinc ion binding; DNA-binding transcription factor activity, RNA polymerase II-specific; transcription cis-regulatory region binding. NCBI's taxonomy places the organism in Eukaryota, Fungi, Ascomycota, Eurotiomycetes, Eurotiales, Aspergillaceae. The transcript is spliced from 3 exons. Gene Ontology annotation, cellular component: nucleus.